AUGGCUCAAAUACCAUUGAUAGAUCACUAGUCACACAGUACAGAACACUCAAUUGAUAAUUAAAGCGAUGCAAAAUCGGAAGAGUCUUUUGAAGUGGUAGAAAAGAAAAUUAAGAAUAAAAAACAAUUUUUGGAAGAAGAACCAAGGAAAAAAAAGAAGGAGCUAUGUCGAAAUUAUCAAAUUAUGGGUAUUUGUAAAUAUGGAGAACAAGUAAUAUUGUUUAAAUUUUAUAUUUAGUGUUUUUUUGCUCACUCUCCUUCUUAUUAUUAAUCAACUUUCUAGGACUAAGUCUUGAAGAAGACUAAACCUUGCAGAAGGUACUUUAGUGGUUCUUGCUACUUUGGUCAAAAAUGUCAAUUUUUACAUUCUUAAUGUAUUGAUGUAGUAGAGCAAAGAGAGUUUAUCGAGAAGUAAUACAAAGAUUUAAAGUUGAUGGUUCCUUUGAAUCCAAGUAUGAAUUGACAUUAAUUGAUAGCUAAAUUGGAUCAAACUUUGAGAUUUGAUUUACAAAGAUUUCACCAUCUUUAUAAAAUAUUUGGCAGAAAAUUGAACUUCAGAAGAGAUGAACUAAUCAUUAAUAGUUGUAGAAAGUAUGAAUCUCUUUAACAUUUAGUCGAUUGUCGAUCUUCGUAUCACUUUGUAAAUAAUCAGACAGGUUCGAAUAGUUAUUGUUGUCAAACAAUACAAGCAGAAAAGAAAGUGAAUAAAGCUGA
Paramecium octaurelia is the source of this 713-nucleotide messenger RNA. NCBI's taxonomy places the organism in Eukaryota, Ciliophora, Oligohymenophorea, Peniculida, Parameciidae. The record is from the annotation of a GenBank genome assembly.